GGCUGCCCGGCUCCCCCGAGAGAGACCCGAGGAAGAGCCUGGAGCUGGCGCUUGGGAAGAGCCUGCCGGGGCCACCACCGGGGCCACCACCGGGGCCACCACCGGGGCCACUCACGGGGCCACCCACGGGGCCACCGGGGCCACCGGCAGGGCCACCAGCGGGGCCGCUGCCCCUCACCCUCCGCUUUCACCUGCCCAAGGAGAGCGAGGCCGAGCCCCCCCCGCGCCCCACGAAGAGGAAGGUCGAGGUGGUGUCACCGGCCACGCCCGUCCCCGCCCCCACUGAGACCUCUCAGGCCUCCGUGUUCCCCCAG
Neopelma chrysocephalum (saffron-crested tyrant-manakin) is the source of this 314-nucleotide messenger RNA. RefSeq lists its product as uncharacterized. The annotation marks the transcript as partial. Lineage: Eukaryota; Metazoa; Chordata; Aves; Passeriformes; Pipridae. The transcript has 3 exons. The record is from RefSeq and is a predicted model, not a curated record.